CACAAAACAAAAAUAUCACUACUUACACAAUUUCAAAAAAAUGAAGAAUCUAUUGCUAAUAUUAUUACUUGCCACCUUCACCAAUUCUUGGCUUUGUGAAGCAUCUUCCCUACCUGAACCAGUGCUAGACCUAAAUGGCAAAAUCCUCCGAACACACACUAUGUAUUACAUAGUGCCGAUAAAUCGCGUAAAUGGCGGCCUCGCUGUAGAAACCAUUGGCAAUGAGACAUGUCAACUUGGCGUAGUAAAAGAAAAAUACGACAAAAAUGGUGAUUUUUUAGAAUUUAUCCCGUUGGGCAAAAAGAAAGGUGUAAUACGUGUAUUGACUGAUUUAAAUGUUGCGAUUUUCAGCAAUUACGAAUGUCGUCAAUCGACGGUGUGGCAACUUGAGAAGUAUGAUCCAUCGACAAGGAAGUAUUUUGUUAACGUUGGUGGAGUUGAUGGAAAUCCUGGUCCUCAAACAAUAAGGAAUUGGUUCAAAAUUGACAAGUAUGGGCAUGGUUACAAAUUUGUUUAUUGCCCUUCAGUCUGCACUUACUGCAAAGUCAUUUGCAAAGAUGUUGGAGUUUAUAUGCUCAACGGACAGAAUCGUUUAGCACUCAACGAUGUUCCUUUCGUCUUCAACUUCAAAAGGGAAUUCAAUCCUUGAAAUAAAAUAGGCAGUCCAGUACAUUAAGCUCAUGUUAUAUACAGGGUCGAGAGAAGAAUCGAAUCACAAGUAUCUAUAUAUUGUAAUUGAACAAAUUACUUAAAUAAGUUAAAUCUAAAAAAAUAAUAGUAAUGAUGAAGAAAAUAACUUGUCCUUAAUAUAUUCAAAUAAUGUGAUGUACCCUUUGCUAAUAAACUUGUAUGUUUUGUGUUUUGCAAAAGUUCCAUGUCAGAUUUUCGGUUGCGG
Messenger RNA from Solanum dulcamara, 895 nucleotides. RefSeq names its product miraculin-like. The transcript has a single exon. Bases 41 to 649 code for a protein of 202 amino acids. The record is from RefSeq and is a predicted model, not a curated record. Gene Ontology annotation, molecular function: endopeptidase inhibitor activity. NCBI's taxonomy places the organism in Eukaryota, Viridiplantae, Streptophyta, Magnoliopsida, Solanales, Solanaceae.